CCCUGAUCUUCCAACGUCGUCUCGUCUUCCGGAUCACAAGUCAGUUCCUAUCCGACGAAAGACCAAUUGAACCGCACUUCGAGUCCAUCAACUCAUAAUGUCGGGCAAACACCCAAUCCAUAUCCACCCCGUACGACCCCUCUACCGCUUUGCCGCGACCGGAUUGGGAGCGAGCAUGUGGUUCUUCUUAAUGUAUCGCGCGAAGAAAGACGGACCUGCGUUACUGGGCUGGAAGCAUCCUUGGGAACACUGAACGGAGCAAGAGCUGGGCGGAUGAUAUAGGAAUCCGAGGGAAUGGUAGCCGGCCCAUGUCAAUUGUAACGGACGAUUUGGAUGCCCCACCUUGGCCGGUUGUCGU
Amorphotheca resinae ATCC 22711 is the source of this 358-nucleotide messenger RNA. RefSeq lists its product as hypothetical. The transcript is spliced from 4 exons. The coding region runs from base 98 to 253 and encodes 51 amino acids. The record is from RefSeq and is a predicted model, not a curated record. NCBI's taxonomy places the organism in Eukaryota, Fungi, Ascomycota, Leotiomycetes, Helotiales, Amorphothecaceae. Gene Ontology annotation, cellular component: mitochondrial inner membrane.